Molecule: messenger RNA, 1071 nt
Organism: Komagataella phaffii GS115
Lineage: Eukaryota; Fungi; Ascomycota; Pichiomycetes; Pichiales; Pichiaceae
Exons: 1
Coding region: 1-1071 (356 amino acids)
Molecular function (GO): protein dimerization activity
Source: RefSeq, a predicted model, not a curated record
AUGUCCAACAACAACAUACCCCCACCUCCCAUGUUCAAAUCUUCGAAUUUCAUAACAAUGAACCGGGCUUCAAUAUCCAACGGAACCCUGACUACUUCGAGCCAUGAAACUGACUACAAAGCGCGAGGUACAGACACAGGAAGUAGAUCUUCUUCUGUCAGUGGAACCAGUGCUAAACGGCGUCGUAGAUCGACUUUGACGGAGUCCAAAGAAGAAAUUGCCAAAAAGAAGAAAGAGCUCAAAGCAGCCCAUUCUAUCAUUGAGAAGAAGCGCCGCAUAAAGAUGAAUAGGGAAUUCGAAGCCCUGAAAUAUAUGAUACCGGCAUGUAGAUCUUCUGUGUACUCUUUGAUGAGUAACAGUGUGGGAACAUACCCAGCUCAAGAUAGCGCAAACAUGCACAAACUGACAAUCUUGCAAUCCACAGUUGAGUACAUAAAGUACUUGCAUCAAUGUAUACGGCUGAUGAGGAGUGAAAUUCAAAGUGUUUGUCCCAACAGUGAAUGGUUGACGGCAAACAACAUUGACUUUUGCGACUACGAGCUGGAUCUGGAAAAAUAUAGAAACAUUGAGUCAGAGUUUGACUUCCAAACGGAGGUUUUCAACAAGCUUCUAGAGAACAAUGGGAACCCAAUUUCCUUUCCACACCUGGAGGAAACGAAUAGCAGCAAGGAAAACAUAAAUGAAAGCGAGGAUGACGAAGAUGACGACACUAGUACAAACAAUGACUCUGGACGCGAUCCUGAGGAUUUUAACGAUUCAAACUCAAUCAGCGACAAAGAUCCCAUCUCUCCAUUGAUAGCUGCUGAGAACUAUGGUAGCUCGAGUAGCCUCCGAUCCAGUAGUUCAUAUCAAAGUCCCCUUUUCUCUCCUGAGACCCCAUUCAACAACAGUACAAAUAUUAGAGCCAAAGCAGCACCUUGUGAGUUGCCCCCGUUAAAAAAGAUCUCAUCUUUCCAGUUACCAUCGCCGGCGAUGACGGGAUUGUCCAAUGCAGAAUUGGAGGAAGAGGAUGCUUCUAAAGCCCUACUUCUGAUGAAGCAGAAGACCAGCAUUCAUAGUCUGCUAAAUUGA